CCUUGAAAGUCCUUGAAAAGUGCUUGAAAUAUUUUGAAGUAAUUAAGGGCCCUUAGAAGUGCUUGAAAAAACUUUUAGGUGCUUGAAAGUGCUUGAUAAAGUUUACACUGUAAGUUAUAAUUACGUUGUACAUAUUUAUUUAGGACAAGUUUUUAGUGUGGCACCGUAAUUUAAUUCUACGAUAACUUAUUUAUGGUAUGUUCAAAUAGUUGUCAUUUUUACAUUGAAUAAUGCCUCGUUUUUCGACGGCAUACGAUAAGAUAUCUUCUAUGCACUAUUUUUAUCGGCAGUUAUGGUGUCAUCAGUGUUUUUGUUCUGACAAAUGACGAUCACUUUCAUUUGCUUUGUGUCCAGAUUGUAGAGCAUUACUCUAUGAUUGUCCGUUGCUGCAGCCAUGUUGGAAUUUGCAGUUUGUUGACUUCGUUCUCGUAAAAAUGCCGGGAGGGAAGUGUGUUUUUAGUGAUGCGUGGCUCGCAAACGAUAUUUAUUCAUUAUGGUUAGUGAAAGUGCCUGAAAAAAAUAAAGCAAGAUGUUCGUUUUGUUCAAAAAAUUUUGACAUAAGUAGCAUGGGUGAAGCUGCUUUGAAAUGUCAUAUUAAAGGUAAAAAACAUGCUGCUUUCACUGAUGCUGCAACAAAAUCACUUGGAUUGACACAGUUCUUUGGUGUUGAAAACUCCAGCACAGUAAAUGUCAAAGCUGAAGAGAAUAAAAUUAGGCCAGCUUCUGCUUCAGUUGUAGACAGCUGUCAUGUUACAAGUGUUAGUAGUUGUAGUAGCAGUUCCAGUCCUUCAGUAUCUUCACAUUUCAGUGGAACAGAUGUUAUGAAUGCUGAAAUAAGAUGGGCUUUGAAAUGUGCAACCAGUCAUUACUCACUUAAUUCGUGCGAAGGACUUCCAGAACUAUUCAAGAAUAUGUUUCCUGAUAGCAGUAUUGCGAAACAGUUUUCAUGUAGUGCCACAAAAUGUGCAUAUAUGAUAUGCUUUGGACUUGCACCACACUUCAAGGCUGCUAUCUUCAAGACUGCCAAUGAAGUGGAACACUAUUGCCUGUUGUUUGAUGAGAGCUUAAAUCUUUCUAAUCAAAAGAAGCAAAUGGACAUACACAUCAGAUUGUGGGACCCAAACAGCGAUGAGGUAGUUACAAGGUUUUUCACAUCUGUAUUUAUGGGACAUUCCAGCGCAGAAGUAACCCUAUCAGCUUUGCAAGAAGCAACAGAAAAGUUGAAUCACUCAAAACUGCUUAACUUGUCAAUGGAUGGUCCAGCUGUGAACUGGAAGCUAUUUAAUAUUCUGCAAGCUGAAUCAAAAAAGGAUUUUGGUUGCACCUUAAUAGAUGUAGGCAGUUGCACUCUUCACACUUUGAAUAAUUGCUUCAAACAUGGCAGUAGAUCUACAUCUUGGGAUAUUGACAGUUUUUUGGUGAGCAUAUACUGGCUUUUUAAAGAUUCUCCAGCUCGCAGGGAAGAUUAUUUGAAUCUUUCUGUAAACAAAAAACUCCCCUCUAAGUUUUGCAAACAUCGUUGGUUGGAAAACGUUCCAGCAGCCGAAAGAGCACUCGAAAUUUGGGACGACUUGAAGAAAUAUGUCGGAGAAGUUGACAAGGGACAUCUUACAAAAAUUAAAUGUAAGUCUUACCUUAUUGUUAAGGAGGCAUGUCAGGAUGUUUUGAUGCCAGCAAAGUUGAACAUUUUCCUUUCGGUCGUCAAACUGUUACAACCUUUUCUUACGAAGUAUCAAAGUGACAAACCACUCUUGCCUUUCUUAGCUGAAGAUCUAAGAAAUAUGAUUGUUAGUUGCUUGCAGAGUUUCAAUAUUAUGAGGAAUGAGUACAUUUCGAAAUUAUCUUCACCAUACCAGGUUUCACUCUUUGACUUUAAAGACAGAAAGUGUCUUUUAAGUUCAUGCAAAGUUAACUUGGGGUUCAUUGCUGAUAGACUAGUCAAAGAACUUGUUCACAAAAGGGAAGUUUCAGAAAAAGAGGUACUAGAACUCAGACAUGAAACACAGAAUUUCAUUUUCUUGAUGCUUGAAAACCUAGUGGUAAAAUCCCCAAUCAAGUAUGCCUUCGUUCGAAGCCUUUCGUGUCUUGAUCCAAGAUUUAUGCUAACCGAUAGCCACAGCUGCUACAAGAAGAUGAAGCAGAUUUUGUCAAUUAUUGUAAAGGCUAAACAACUUCAGGAAAAGAUGUGUGAUGAAAUCCUGUUGGAGUAUCAAGAAUUGCUCCGAUAUGCUCAUGAAAACAAAACAGCAUUUAGUGACUUUUCCCCUGAUGUGUCUCGAAUUGAUGUUUUCUUUCGCAAUUACCUUGGUGGUGAGAAAAAGUUUGUGAAACUGUGGCCAGUUAUAAAAAUGCUUUUAAUUUUUUCACAUGGCCAAGCAGCUGUAGAGCGAGGGUUUUCUGUUAAUCGCCAUAUAGAAGUGGAAAAUCUAAAGGAAGAUUCGUAUGCAGCAAAGAGAUUAACCAUUGAAGAGGUCAGAAAAUGUGGCGGUGUUACAAAUGUUCCUCUAACAAGAGAGUUGCGGGCUUCUGUUGCAGCAGCUCGUCAGAAGUACAUGUCAUACUUGGAAGAGGAACGCAAGAAAAAAUCUAAUGCGCUGGAAAAGAAACGUAGUCUUCAGUUAAGUGAGGAGUUAGAAGUUCAUAAAACAAAGAAGAUUCGACUACAACAAACAAUAGACAGUCUCCAAAAAUCUGCCGAUGAACUUGCUGAGCAGGCAGAAAAAACUGAAAAUGUGAACUUGAUUAUCCAGUCAAACAGUUUUAGAAAGACAGCUAAAGAAAAGUUACUUGAAAUUAAAAAGAUAGAAAAGAAAAUUCAAGAAGUAUCUGAAAACAUGAGGAGAGUAAAAUAAUCAAAAUUGUUAUAUUUUGUUGUGCUAUAUUAAAUAUUAAUAUCAUGAACCUUUGAGAGAUGUACUGUAAACUGUCUAAUAUGAGUACAUUCCUAUUUUCUAGUAGUAAUGAGUAAAAAGUGCAUUAAUAUUAUUAUCUUGAUAUGCAACCUGUAAUUAUAUGUGCGUGUAGAUGUAAAACUAUGCAGUAACUUAGCAUGUUGUAAAUUAUGCAGUUGAUAAAUAUUUGAUAUUGCAUCAUUGGUAUGUAUUUUUGCCACACUCUUAAACAUAGCAUUGUUAUGAACAGGAAUUCUGUAAUAAUGGGACUGUCAAGGUUAUAGUAUUUGAAGUUAGGAAUUCCAUGAGUGCUAAUUCAAUAUUCUUAAAUUUAAAUUCCUACCAAAUACCUACCUAACCAAAUGCCUACCUAAAUAACUUACUAUAAUAAUUGUGAACCAGUUCGGUAUAAUGUUAAACUCAGCCAAUUUGCAAUGUUACUGUCCCUCCGAUAAGCUUUUAUCUUUUUGUUUAUA
This is a messenger RNA of Bacillus rossius redtenbacheri, 3367 nucleotides long. RefSeq lists its product as uncharacterized. The coding region runs from base 435 to 2852 and encodes 805 amino acids. The transcript has 2 exons. The record is from RefSeq and is a predicted model, not a curated record. NCBI's taxonomy places the organism in Eukaryota, Metazoa, Arthropoda, Insecta, Phasmatodea, Bacillidae.